CGUUUUAUUACCUUUCAUGAUGAUUUGAUGACAAUGGAGAUGGUGAGGAAUUCAGGUGGACGACUCAUCGGGAGAUGCAGGUGUUUGAUAACAACAACGCACAGUUAUCAUUUUAGCACUCGAGAGCACGUCUGUGAUAGGCCGACAUUUUGGCGUGGACUGUGAGAUCCAGCAAGAAUGAGGCGAAUGCAAUCGGGGAAAGUGUUGCGGCUAUCGCCACCCAGUGCUGUGUUCUCUUAUCAAUAACUUAUCACAUUUUUACUGUGAACAAGAUUUCUACAUAUUCUUGGUUCUUUCGGUAAAGUCACGUUGAAGGGAAACAAUAAAAUAUAUAUAAAACAAUAAAAUUCUCGCGACGUUUCGACUGCAACACAAGGCUGUAACCCUCGUGAAUAGAGAAGGUUUACUAUAUUGGCAUAGUCACUCUGGUUUGUCAGUGCGUCGUCAACCGCGAGCCGGUGGGGAGUGUCAGGGAAAGCUGUCCCAGGUAGUCCAGGAAGCCGGUAACAUGACUUCUAUGAUUUCAUGGGUGCCACACAUUUCUAUUUACAGCGAUGUUCAAUGUACUGCUGGAUCACGGCUUUCCUACUAGAGCUCCUUCUACUGGAGGCCCCUUCCACCAACAGUGACGACCAGGACCCCCCGGUGGUGGAGAGUCGAUCUGCACGAUCGUCGCCGGCGCAUGGAGCCACCGGCUCACCGGCUACUCCCAGAACGCGUGCGGGAAGGGCAGGUGGUGCACAGCGACACGUGAUACGUGUGCAGUGGAUUCCUAAAUAUCAGCCUCUUGUCUCCACUUACACAUGCGCAGCUGGGGUCUGCACCCAGCUGUGGCGCGGCGAGUGUGGUGGGAACUCAACACCAGCGGCGCCAUUCGCCUACCUGGAACUGCGCGCAGGUCCUGGCGCUCCCCGGGGCAGCUGGCAUGGCUACAAUGCAACACGAACUCGCAGGGAAGAAACAGAUUCGUAUGUGGACGUCUCCGAUUCCAAACAGUAUUCCUCUUCUGUGAAGAUGUGGACGACGGACUUGUCCCAGACCCCCAUUCUCCACCGAGGACCACACGCGCUGCACACGAGCCACGUGUCGAGUGAACCCCAGCAGCGACGUCUCGAUGUUCCUGCCUGCCCACUGAAUGACACCUAGCAGCGCAACAACACUGGAUUAGAGUUGCAGUGCACAGUAGUGCAGAGGCGGGUCUAUAAACUUCGUAACGGGAGAGACGGUAGCGCCGACAUUUUAAGCUGCUUAAAACACGUCUUACUGGUAAAUAUCAAUAAAAGAUUAUUUGGGUCUUUUGGGAAAGCCACGUAGAAAGAAGAAAUAACACUAGAAAAUCAAUUUUGGCGUCUCAAGGGGGAUGCGAUCGCCCCCAUCGCCUCACCCUUGGAUGGAACCCGCACUAAUGGCGUGAUCACAAAGGUGUACAGCAAGCGCCGGGCAUCUUAAAAGUGUUGAGCAGCCAGUCUAUGCAGACGUGGGCUCUCCCAUGUUCUCUGGAGCAGGGCUCGGUGCAGCCGCACGUGACCCUUGCGUCAUUCCGGUUCCUUCAGAGGCUUGUCCACCUGAACCACUUGACUGGAGAGAUUGAGAUGGGGAAGCCGGGAGCAUCUGUUUUAGUAAAGGAGACGGUAUCCAACACAGUCCCUUCACGUUUGUACCGUGAUUGCUACUUUAAAGAAAGUCUCAUGGUUUAAAAAUGGAAGAUGUUGCUCACGCACUAUUCUCUCUGUUUUGUGUGGAAGAGGAUGAUGACGGCCCAAGAUAUCUGUUUUUGAAAGAUGUUACAUCCAGGUGCUCCAGCAUUAACUAACAUUAUUUAGAACUGAUUUAAGUACUUAUUAGCAUGGUUGGAUAUGUAUGGUACGAAAGACGUUCCACAUACGUCCAGCAACCUGCUGUGUCAGGAUAUUUCUUCAAAUUCAGCCUAAAAAGUCAAUAGUGCACACUUUCAAUUGAGUAUUAAUUGAGAAUUAUGAAUGUGGAUUAUGUGAUAACCUAUGGUUUGCAUGUUGAAAGUUUUGUGCAACCCCGUAGUGAAUUUGAGUGAUUUUGAAUAAGGCUAGUCCUUAAAGGCAACACAAUUUUGUAUAAAAUUGUAUUUCAUC
Molecule: messenger RNA, 2108 nt
Organism: Petromyzon marinus (sea lamprey)
Lineage: Eukaryota; Metazoa; Chordata; Hyperoartia; Petromyzontiformes; Petromyzontidae
Source: RefSeq, a predicted model, not a curated record